Molecule: messenger RNA, 7754 nt
Organism: Mya arenaria
Lineage: Eukaryota; Metazoa; Mollusca; Bivalvia; Myida; Myidae
Product: serine/arginine repetitive matrix protein 5-like
Exons: 12
Coding region: 98-3934 (1278 amino acids)
Source: RefSeq, a predicted model, not a curated record
UGAUCUUGAUGGUCGACCACACCUUCCUUGACAGACGUAAAACAAAUUUCAAACGAUUUACUAAUACCUAUUCAAAAAUCACAACGCUAUUCAGAAGAUGGACCAGGAAAAGUUGAAUGUGCCGUUGCCAUCAUUGCCAAUGACUGGAGGAGAAGAUGAAGGGAACCUUAAUUCCCAGGGAACCUGCAGCAAGGGGCAGAUUGUGUCGUUGGAUAAAAUAACAAAGGUCAAGCAACGAAAUUUCUGCCAAGGAACCAGGCCUAUUUAUGAAGAUAGCUUUGAGAAAGCAUCGGACAAAAGCCUCAACAACGUGGAGGAUGUUGCCGCGGACAAAAGCCUCAACAAGGCGGAGGAUGUUGCCGCGGACAAAAGCCUCAACAACGUGGAGGAUGUUGCCGCGGACAAAAGCCUCAACAACGUGGAGGAUGUUGCCUCGGACAAAAGCCUCAACAAGGCGGAGGACGUUGCCGCGGACAAAAGCCUCAACAAGGCGGAGGACGUUGCCGCGGACAAAAGCCUCAACAAGGCGGAGGAUGUUGCCGCGGACAAAAGCCUCAAUAACGUGGAGGAUGUUGCCGCGGACAAAAGCCUCAACAAGGCGGAGGACGUUGCCUCGGACAAAAGCCUCAACAAGGCGGAGGAUGUUGCCUCGGACAAAAGCCCCAACAAGGCGGAGGACGUUGCCUCGGACAAAAGCCUCAACAAGGCGGAGGACGUUGCCUCGGACAACAACCCCAACAAGCCUGUUCCCGCGGACAAAAGCCUCAACAAGGCGGAGGACGUUGCCGCGGACAAAAGCCUCAACAAGGCGGAGGACGUUGCCUCGGACAAAAGCCUCAACAAGGCGGAGGACGCUGCCUCGGACAAAAGCCCAAACAAGGCGGAGGACGCUGCCUCGGACAAAAGCCCCAACAAGGCGGAGGACGUUGCCUCGGACAAAAGCCCCAACAAGGCGGAGGACGUUGCCUCGGACAAAAGCCCCAACAAGGCGGAGGACGUUGCCUCGGACAAAAGCCCCAACAAGGCGGAGGACGUUGCCUCGGACAAAAGCCUCAACAAGGCGGAGGACGUUGCCUCGGACAAAAGCCCCAACAAGGCGGAGGACGUUGCCUCGGACAAACGCCCCAACAAGGCGGAGGACGUUGCCUCGGACAACAACCCCAACAAGCCGGUUCCCGCGGACAAAAGCCUCAACAAGGCGGAGGACGUUGCCGCGGACAAAAGCCUCAACAAGGCGGAGGACCUUGCCUCGGACAAAAGCCUCGACAAGGCGGAGGACGUUGCCUCGGACAAAAGCCUCGACAAGGCGGAGGACGUUGCCUCGGACAAAAGCCUCGACAAGGCGGAGGACGUUGCCUCGGACAAAAGCCCCAACAAGGCGGAGGACGUUGCCUCGGACAAAAGCCCCAACAAGGCGGAGGACGUUGCCUCGGACAAAAGCCCCAACAAGGCGGAGGACGUUGCCUCGGACAAAAGCCCCAACAAGGCGGAGGACGUUGCCUCGGACAAAAGCCUCAACAAGGCGGAGGACGUUGCCUCGGACAAAAGCCCCAACAAGGCGGAGGACGUUGCCUCGGACAAACGCCCCAACAAGGCGGAGGACGUUGCCUCGGACAACAACCCCAACAAGCCGGUUCCCGCGGACAAAAGCCUCAACAAGGCGGAGGACGUUGCCGCGGACAAAAGCCUCAACAAGGCGGAGGACCUUGCCUCGGACAAAAGCCUCGACAAGGCGGAGGACGUUGCCUCGGACAAAAGCCUCGACAAGGCGGAGGACGUUGCCUCGGACAAAAGCCUCGACAAGGCGGAGGACGUUGCCUCGGACAAAAGCCCCAACAAGGCGGAGGACGUUGCCUCGGACAAAAGCCCCAACAAGGCGGAGGACGUUGCCUCGGACAAAAGCCCCAACAAGGCGGAGGACGUUGCCUCGGACAAAAGCCCCAACAAGGCGGAGGACGUUGCCUCGGACAACAACCCCAACAAGCCGGUUCCUGCGAACAAAAGCCUCAACAAGGCGGAGGACGUUGCCUCGGACAAAAGCCUCAACAAGGCGGAGGACGUUGCCUCGGACAACAACCCCAACAAGCCGAUUCCCGCGAACAAAAGCCUCAACAAGGCGGAGGACGUUGCCUCGGACAAGUGCCCCAACACGGCGGAGGACGUUGCCUCGGACAAGUGCCCCAACACGGCGGAGGACGUUGCCUCGGACAAGUGCCCCAACACGGCGGAGGACGUUGCCUCGGACAAGUGCCCCAACACGGCGGAGGACGUUGCCUCGGACAAGUGCCCCAACACGGCGGAGGACGUUGCCUCGGACAAGUGCCCCAACACGGCGGAGGACGUUGCCUCGGACAAGUGCCCCAACACGGCGGAGGACGUUGCCUCGGACAAGUGCCCCAACACGGCGGAGGACGUUGCCUCGGACAAGUGCCCCAACACGGCGGAGGACGUUGCCUCGGACAAGUGCCCCAACACGGCGGAGGACGUUGCCUCGGACAAGUGCCCCAACACGGCGGAGGACGUUGCCUCGGACAAGUGCCCCAACACGGCGGAGGACGUUGCCUCGGACAAGUGCCCCAACACGGCGGAGGACGUUGCCUCGGACAAGUGCCCCAACACGGCGGAGGACGUUGCCUCGGACAAGUGCCCCAACAAGGCGGAGGACGUUGCCUCGGACAAGUGCCCCAACAAGGCGGAGGACGUUGCCUCGGACAAGUGCCCCAACAAGGCGGAGGACGUUGCCUCGGACAAGUGCCCCAACAACGCGGAGGACGUUGCCGCGGACAUAAGCAUCAACAACGCGGAGGACGUUGCCGCGGACAAAAGCAUCAACAAGGCGGAGGAUGUUGCCUCGGACAAAAGCCUCAAGAAGGCGGAGGAUGUUGCCGCGGACAAAAGCCUCAAAAACCUGGAGGACAUUGCCGGGGACAAAAGCCUCAACAAGCCGGAGGAUGUUGCAGAGGACAGAAGCCUCAAGAAUGGCAAAAAUGCAAUAAUUUGCAAGAAGUCAUUUUUAGGAUGGUUGCUGUUGAUCCUUGGACUGUUUGCUGCAGGCGUUAGUGGAAAAAUAGUCCCUAAUGGUGCAUGGAACGGAGAGGACACACAAACUUCCUGUACAGGAGAAGUCACAUUCCAUGUGGUGGCAAAAGUUUGGUCAGAGGUCAAGAAUGACAUUAUCAGUGUCAAUGAAAUUGACACACGACGUCGUGUCGGAGAUUGCGAUCCUCUGCAUGAAACUGCAGAAAUUGAUGAAGAUUUCAAGGAUCAUUUUUAUCUUUCACUGCAACCAGAUGGAUCGUGUCAAAGCGGCUUCAAUUUAAGUCAAAACCAGACGACUGUUGAUAUCUCCUCAGCUUCCUCUGCUUUUACUUCAAUGAAUCUUUUGAUUGAAAGAAAUACAUAUUCUGUAUCUUGGAAUCGAUCAUCUAAUUCAACGGAAAAUUGGACGAUACCUUUGACUGAAAGAUAUACACUUUCUGUAACAAUGAAUCGAUCCAAAAUGGUCAUCACACUGAAAGGUAAAAGUUCAGUAGACAGUGGAUUAGAAGAGAGUUCCAUAGACAGUGGAUUAGGAAAAAGAGAAUCACGAGUCGACUACAGAUUAUCGAAAGGCGCUAUAGCUGCCAUUGCUGUUCUUGCUGUUCUGGUGGUCUUGUUGUUACUCAGCAAUAUCGUAUUGAUUGUUUGCUGGAAAAAAAAAGGUCCACAGAAUGGAGAGGACAUAAGAAAUAGAACUUCUGGUGCACAGAAUGGAGAGGCCAUUUUUAUAAGAAAUAGAACACCCGAUACAGGUGCAGCUGGAAUGCAGAAUGGACACAAUGCAGGUGCAGCCCGACAGAAUGGACACAAUACAGGCCUGCCAAAUGGUAAUGCAACCGAAAAUGAUUCCACUGUGCAUGUUCUACUGGUCGAGGAGGAUGGGUACACGACUUAGGAGGUGUAGGCCACACUUCCACCUGCUUAAUCAACACUCCAGUCUCCUCCAUUAUCUCUCCUGUAAUAAAAAAUAAAACGCCGGGAUACAAAAAGACAGCGCGGAAAUAGCCGAACAAGCAAAACUCAUACUCAGACUGCUAUACAAUUUACAUGUAUCUAUUUUUAUGGUUUUGACGUCAUUCUGCUUAACAUAGAGCGCAUUGAGACAAAAAAAUGUGUUAAAACAAUAUGAAUUAAAGUAGUUCUUUGGAGUUCACAGUCUUAAUACUACCUGCGGCGUGCAUGUGAAGCUAGUCUAAUAAUGGAUGUGUGCAAAAAAAAUCAACAAUGAACUGCUUAUACAUAAUGGAAAGAUAACAACAAUGGGAUGAAGUAGAAGAGAAGAUAGACUUAUUAUUUUGAUAUGUCAUGUACUUUGUUUUAUAUUUGUCACUGUGCAUUUUUUAUUUAUUUUAAAACUGCACUCUCACAGAUUGACAGUUUUAACUUUUCUGUUAAUUUUGUCUUAAAACUUAAGCAUCAAUACCUUCAACUCAUUCAUAUAAGAUAGAUAACUAUAGAACAUAUCUCAAUUAUUUGGAAAACUGCCGAAAAACUUAUUUUUCUUAAAGUGUUACUAAUGCUUUUAGACAUAAAAAUGAAUUUUUGAACCUAAAUAUGAAGACUUUGAUCUGAACUUUUAUCAGCAGUCUUAUAUCACUGGUUUCCAGACAUUUACACUAAAAUUGGCUCAUUCUAUAAGACAAAAAAUAGAAAUGUUGUCAGAUUGGUCAAUUUAUGAGAGUGCAGCUUUAAGUGAAACUGUUUAAGUUCAAUUGUUACAAUUAACUAAAUGAAAAUGUGUUUUAUAUUUCUCACUAUGUAUUUAUAAUGUUUUUAAAUUUCCUGAAAACUUAUUCAAGUUCAAUUGUUAUGAACAAAUUGAAGAUGUCAUAGUUUAACACCAUUUUUUCAAAUACCAAUAUUUAAAUAAUAGUACCCCAAAAAAUCAAAGGCUGAUGGUUAUAAAAAAAUAAGAAAACAAUGCUUGAUAAUUUUUGUUUGAUUAAAUUGUCCAAUUUUAUUAAUGAAUGUUGAUUGUAUUUUUUCAAAAUACUGAAAGAAGUAUUUCUAAAAAGUACAUGUACUGAAAAAUAUGGCUUUAGAAAAAUGUACAUACUUAUUCCUGAAAACAAAUCAAAUAUGGCUUUGAAAUGGGUUUCAUUGUAUUGAAUUUGACACAUUUUUUUAAGGAACUUGAUGUAAAGAAUGAAAUUUAGUAAGGGCUAUUCCAGUAAAACAUAUAACCCAUGGUGGGAAGGCAAUUAUUUAAAUAGUAUAUCAGUGGGUGUCUUUUCGCUAAUUUUGACCCCGAAAGGGUAAAUUUGCUUCUGUAAGGAGGUAGUAUAUUUUAAAAGUGCCUUCCCCCCGGGGGUUAUAUGUUUGAAUGAAAUAGCACUAAGUUGGUAAAGCUUUAUCACUUAAAAUUUAUGUUUGUCAUACAUGUACAGUGAUCGAAAUUAGCACAUUAGCACCCAAGCCCUGCACUGGUAAAAUGUCUUUCGGGCUCGCUCAACUUCUGAAUUUUAUAUAGCAGGGCUUGUUCAAAAAUUUGAUGCCAAGCAAUAGUAUAAUAAUUCGGGCUUGUUGAUCCAAAAGUCUAAUUUCGAUGACUGCAUGUGUAUGUGUUGAUUUUGAAUAAGGGUGUCACUUGUAAAAAGCUUUGUAUGAAACUUUUGUAUUGGUCAUUGUGUGGAAAUCGGUCAUUUAAUACACUAUUUAUUGUUAAAAGCUUCGCAUUAAACUAUGCAAUAACAUCUCAAUGAAUUUAUAAUAGUGCUUUUAAUAAUGAAACUUUAUUAUCAUUCUGUUUUAAACCUUUAUUGUGGUAUUGUAUUAUAGCAAAAAAAUAUAACUGCAUCAAAUCUUAAAAAAGUUUGUAUUAGCUACUCUGAAUUCUAUUCCUUUGUCUUCAGAUAGAGUUAGAAUCCAUUUAGCAUAGACAUUCUUGGUUGUUACCUUUUAUUUUUUAUUAUGAUUUGCUUCAUUUUUAAGUUUCUACAUGUUAAUGAAUACUUAGAUAAGAUACAUGUAUACCGCAUUUACGUUUCUGGUUUUUAUUCAGGGUUGUUGGAACAAGAGUGAGGUUGUGCACACAAACUUAGUUUAAUAAAUUUACAUUUUACUGACCCCCUAGUAUUACACAUUCCAUAUAAUGUUUGUUGUUUGUGAAUGUGUGGGUGUUGUUGUUGUUCUCUAUUUGUGGCGUUGACCCUAUGCCACUGAGCAGAGUCUAUGUUUAAGCUUAAGACAACAUUUUAAUGGUCUUGUGUCUGUAAAUACCAUAUACUAUAUAUAUAAAGUAUUGUAAAUAAUGUAAAAUGUAAGUGCUUGUAUAAAAGGUUGUUUGAGCAAAUGCAUAUAGACUAUAUAUACAUAUACUGUAAAUGAUCUUAAUUUAUUUGCCAUUUUGUACAUAAAAUAUGAAAUGAGUUUCUGAAAAGUAAGAAAACAAGCUUUUGGUGUUAAAUAUAAAAAAUGCACUCUAAAAAAAUUUCACCUAAAACACAAAGUAAAUUUUUCAAUGGUUUUACUUUCAAGUAUAUUGUAAUGGUAAACUGAAACAAAUAAUUCUCCUCUCGGCUAUUUAUGUUAUUUAUAUUGCUUUUUAGAACUACCUUAUGAAAUGUUCUUGUUUGAAUCAGAUACACUAUCUCUUAAGAAGCUGGGAAGUUUAUUUACUGUUUUAAUUUUAUUAAAUAUAUGACUGAGAGAAUGUUAACACAUGGAACUAUAAUCAAAAGGACGACUGGCAAUGGCAUAAGUUGAUUAGUUUUCUUUCCCAUUUUCAGCAUUUCGGCAUUGGACAACUUUAUAGGCAUUUUAAAGUCUUUUUUCAUUAAGGUUUAUACAAAAAGAAAUGAAUAAAAUAUGAAAUCAUUAUCAAAAAGGCUGUAUUUAUAUAAUAGUUGAUUAGUUUUCUUUCAUAUUUACAUUGUUAAUUUUGGCAUUGGACAAGUUUAUAGGCAUUUUAGUCUUUUUUUCAUUAAGGUUUAUACAAAAAAUAAAUAAAUAAAAUAUGAAAUGGUUAUUAAAAAGUCUGGCAUUAGUUGAUUAGUUUUCAUUGUUUAUUUCGGCAUUGAAGAAAUUUACAGGCAUUAUAGUUGUUUUCAUUAAGGUUUUAAGUUAUAUCCAAAAAGAAAUGAAUCAGAUAUGAAAUUAUUGUCAAAAAGACUGGCAUUGGUUGAUAAGUUUUCUUUCCCAUUGUUCUUGUUUGUUUCUUUUCCUUUGGCAUUGAACAAGUUUAUAGACAUUUUAAGUAUUUUCUCAUUUCAGAAGUUUAAGUUAUAUUUAACUUAUGUAUACUAUGACAUUCCUUAAUUUAACUUAUGUAUACUAUGACAUUCCUUAAUUUUACAGAAUGUUCAGAUAGUGAUGGCAUUAUGGUGAAACAUAUAGUUAACACAGAUUUACUUAUUUCCUUUUGAACUUGCUUUUAACAGUUCGUGAUACAUGUAUGUACAUACACGAUUUGUGAGAAAUAUCUUCCAAUAAGAAUGUAUUUAACUGUAUAUUAAGUGCUCAAAGCUUGAUUAGAAGGUGUGAAUGCAUGUACUCAUUGCUUGUCAAAUAUUGAUCAUAUCUGAAACAAACGUGGGUGGGUGUGUGCUGCUUUUAAUACCAAUGUUGUGUUUUCUGAAAGAAAUAGUCCAAUGUCAAAUUUUCACAAAUAGAUGCACUGUGGCAUUUUGACUCUCGGUUUUGCUUCGUAAAUAUGAGAAUAAUAAUAAAAAACACUUAACCCAAAAAGGAGACUUUGUGAAAGACGUAAUGCACGU